AUGAUAAGCUGUGAUUUUCUUACAAAAAUUCAUGAUGCAUUAGUGGAUGCCAAAGGUAACACAGCACCAUUUGGAGGGAUGAACAUUAUCUUUGCAGGAGAUUUUGCUCAGCUAUCACCUGUGAGUGGCAAACAAUUAUAUGCCCACCUUGACCUUAGACGCUGUGCAACAACACAGGGACAAAAGAGCAUAUUUGGCAGACUCCUCUGGCUAUCAACAAACACUGUGGUAUUAUUAACAAAGAUAAUGCGUCAAUCAGGUUCAGAAAAUGAACGAUUCGUUGACUGUCUAACACGUCUGUGUCAAGGAAAAUGCACUUUAGAUGAUUAUCAGCUUCUACAAACAAGAGUG
Messenger RNA from Suillus fuscotomentosus, 351 nucleotides. RefSeq lists its product as uncharacterized. The record is from RefSeq and is a predicted model, not a curated record. Lineage: Eukaryota; Fungi; Basidiomycota; Agaricomycetes; Boletales; Suillaceae. Gene Ontology annotation, molecular function: DNA helicase activity. Gene Ontology annotation, biological process: DNA repair; telomere maintenance. The transcript has a single exon. The annotation marks the transcript as partial.